This is a messenger RNA of Musa acuminata AAA Group (dessert banana), 11412 nucleotides long. RefSeq lists its product as uncharacterized. NCBI's taxonomy places the organism in Eukaryota, Viridiplantae, Streptophyta, Magnoliopsida, Zingiberales, Musaceae. The transcript is spliced from 5 exons. The record is from RefSeq and is a predicted model, not a curated record. Bases 6496 to 7422 code for a protein of 308 amino acids.
UUCAACUCAGCUCACUCAAAUAUGACAGCUCAUCAGCAUAUUCUCUGCAAAAAGUUAAAGUUAUUUUAAGAUAUUUUUCUUUAUGACCAAGGAAUGCAUUAAAAGAGUUGGUUAGCAGUUGGAAAAUACUUAAUUUCGAAAUUUUCUAUGCAUGAAAGGUUGUUUCAUACACUAGUAUUUAUUUUGGUAUUUAGGGCUUAGAAAGAACUUUAGAAACUAAUGAUAUCUUGGCAGAAGCUCUCUUGGAGAACCCCCUUAAACUCUGUAUCUGUUGGAUGCAUCCUUUAGUGGUGAGUCUUUUGAUUUCUAUUCUAUAUCCUCGUUUAUAAUCCUUGGAGUGGUGAAUUUCUAUAUUCCUUUGUGAUUUUAAUUUGGUGGUGAACUAUUUUUCGAUCUUAUUUAAGUUUUAUCGUGAGUUCGUGCCUUUUUUUUAUCCAAAACACUCAUUUCAACAAAUACAACUAUAUUGCGACUUUUCUUCAAGAGUUCGUUCCUUGUCUACUGUGACAUUUUCUAUCUGAAAAACUAUUCCAUCGGUGUUCUUUCGAAAUCCAUUCUGCAUUUUACCCUCUCCGGUAUCAGUUUGGUAUUAGAGCUAAAGGCUAUAGAUCAUGGCAAGGUGGAAUGAAAAAGAUAUAGUUGGUGAAGAUAGUUGCCAUAAAGAUGAUGCUGAGUCGUUGAGGCUGCAGCUAUGAAGAUUGCUACGUAGUCUACAAGAAAAAAAUGAAAUAAUUGAAGAACUUCGAAGUAGAAACAAUCUGCAUGAAAAUGAUAUCCAUGAGUUUAUUUUUGAUGAUGAUACACCUCCUCUUCCAAGGGAGUCGAGAAGAUGUCGGACAAGAAAUUGAAUAAAAAACGAGUGACAGAAUAAAUAUAACCCAAGAUUGGAGAUUUCAGAGUUUGAAGGUAAAAUAAAUGUUGAUGACUUUAUUGAUUGGCUUAAUACAGUAGAAAGAUUUUUUGAUUUUCAUGAACCACCAGAACAAAAGAAGGUCAAACUUGUGGCACUCAAACUCAGACGGAAUACAUCUUUUUGGUGGAAAAAUAUGAAAAAACAAAGAGAACGUAAGAGGAAGAGUAAAAUCGUGACAUGGGAAAAAAUAAAAAGGAAGCUGAAGAGAAAAUAUUUACCUGACAAUUAUUGGCAAGAGUUCUUUCUUAAAAUCCAUGAUUUUAAACAAAAAAAUCUUAGUGUGGAAGAGUACAUUGCAGAAUUCGAUAACCUAAUAUUAAAAGGAGAGCUUGUGGAACCAGAAGAGCAAACCAUUGCAAGAUUCUUAGGAGGUCUGAAGUAUGAGAUUGCUAAAGUUGUUCAACUGCAACCAUAUUGGUCUUUAAAUGAUGUGAGCAAGCUGACAUUAAAAGUUAAAAAACAACAGAAGUUUGAAAAGAGUUCUCGGUAUGGCUCAAAAGAAGGCUAUACAAAAGGAGGAAGUUCCAAGCCUACUGUCCAAAGCAAGGUGAUAUCGAAUGUGCAAGAAAAUGGUGAAGAAUCUAUUGGUAGCAAAAAAACACCUAAUUCUUCUUACCCAAGUAGCCGAAAAUACUUCAAAUGUUAUGGUUUUAGGCAUAUUGCUUCAGAUUGUCCAAAUAGGAGGAUUGUAACUUUGGUUGAAGAUUAUAAUGAUGGAGGAGAAGAUGAAGCCGAUGACGAACCAAAAUACGAUGAUGAUGAGGAAGAGAUUAUUUAUACUGAUCAUGGUUUGUCUAUUGUAUUGCAACGUAGCUUACAAGUGUCCUAUGUGGCCGAGGAUAAAAGUUGGGUGAGAAAAAAUGUGUUUCAUACUAAAUGUACUUCUCUUGGCAAGAUGUGCUUGGUGAUCAUUGACAACGGCAGCUUUGAGAAUGUGGUAUCUUUGGAGAUGGUGCAGAAGCUAAAGUUGGACACAAUCCCUUAUCCAUAUCUAUACCAAUUAUGUUGGCUGUAAAAAGGAAAUGAUAUCAAGGUAACCAAAAGAUGUUUAGUUUCAUUUUCUAUUGGCAAGUAUUAUAAAGACGAAGUUUGGUGUGAUGUUGCUCCUAUGGACGCAUGUCAUUUGCUGUUGGGAAGACCUUGGCAUUAUGAUAGGAGGGUGUUGUAUGACGGCUAUAAACAUACUUAUUCUUUUAAGGUGAAUGAAAAGAAGAUUAUCUUAGCUCCAUUACAAUCUUCCGAAAUUAGCACACCAAAAAGGGAAGUUAGCGUUUUAAUGUCCUAUGGGAAAUGCAAAAGAGAAUUGGAAAAGGGUGGUCAUGUCAUGGCUUUAGUGGUAGUAGAAGAGAAUGAACAACAUAAGGAGACACCGACAAUCAUGAAAUCAAUCCUAGAGGAAUUUCAAGAUGUUAUACCGGGAGAGAUUCCACGUAACCUUCCACCUUUGAGAGACAUCCAACAUCAAAUUGAUCUUAUUCCGGGGGCUAUUCUACUUAAUAAAGUAGCAUACAGAAUGAGUCCCAAAGAGCAUGAAGAACUUCAAAGGCAAGUUGAUGAAUUGGUGAAAAAGGGGUUAAUUCGGGAGAGCAUGAGUCCUUGUGCAGUUCCAGCCUUGUUGGUGCCUAAGAAGGAUGGUUCUUGGAGAAUGUGCGUGGACAGCCGCACCAUCAACAAAAUCACAAUGGACUAUCGUUUUUCUAUUCCAAGGUUAGAUGAUUUACUUGAUCAAUUGUGUGGUGCUUAUAUUUUCUCUAAAAUUGAUUUAAGGAGUGGCUAUCAUUAAAUAAGAAUGAGGCCCGGAGAUAAGUGGAAAACAACAUUUAAAACUAGAGAAGACUCAUAUGAAUGGUUGGUUAUGCCAUUUGGGCUAUCUAAUGCUCCUAGCACUUUCAUGAGAUUUAUGAAUCACAUACUUAAGCCAUGUAUUGAAAUAUUUGUUGUAGUUUACUUUGAUGAUAUAUUGGUGUAUAGUAAAAGCGAAGAAGAGCAUAUGAUUCAUCUGAAAGAGAUCUUUCUUAUUUUGAGAUAGCAAAAACUUUAUGCUAAUAUAAAGAAGAAUGAUUUCUUUACUUCUAGUGUUGUGUUUUUGAGGUAUGUUGUGUCAAAAGAUGGAAUCAUGAUCGAUCAAAGUAAGGCAGAAGCUAUUCUCAAUUGGCCAACACCUGCUUCAUUGCAUGAUGUGAGGAGUUUCCAUGGCUUAACUUCUUUUUACAGAAGAUUCAUCAAGGGUUUCAGCUUUAUUGUCGCUCCAAUCACCGAAUGUCUGAAAUGUGAUAAAUUCAAAUGGACUAGUGAGGCUAAUGAUGCUUUUGAGCUUUUAAAAAGAAAGGUGACUGAAGCUCUUAUCUUAGUUUUACCAAAUUUUGAUAAUGUGUUUGAGGUUGAAUGUGAUGCAUCUAAUGUGGGAAUAGGUGCUGUUUUAAGUCAAGACGAAAAGCCCAUUGCAUUUUUUAGUGAAAAGCUAAAUGAUACGAGAAAGAAAUAUUCUACUUAUAGCGCGAAGUUUUAUGCGAUUUAUCGAGCUUUGUUUCAUUGGAGUCAAUAUCUUCUUGCGAAGCCAUUUAUCUCAUAUUCUGAUAAUGAGACAUUAAAGUUCAUUAAUCACUAGCUGAUGAGGAUAGUAAUUACGAUAAGACUCGGCUGACGUCAGCCGACGCCUCACGCCUCGAUCGGCGCGACAGCACCAGGUCAAACGGACCAGAACACCGGCCGAGGCGCAUUAACGCCUACUCAGGCUCGGUUCUUCACGCCACGCCAACGCUAAUGUCAGACGCUACCAGCCUGCCCCCUGCAAGCGGGCACAUCAAACAACAGUAAGCUUUCCUAUAAAUACCCUCUCGUUCAUCAGGAGGAGGGGGAGAGACAAAAACAUUUCUUCAUCUGAAACCCCCUCCACAUCAUCUGACUUGAUCGUCGGAGGGGUUGGGCCGAGCACCCCGGCCCGACCUUUAUGCAGGUGCGAAGCCGAAGGUCCCCGCCGGACGCGCAGGCGAGGAGUUCCUGCUCGGAGGAACAGGCGACCUCGUCCCGAUCGGACACCGCACGCGACCACCUCGGCGGGCUCGAGUGACGCCUCAAGGAGAUUCCUGUCGUCUGGACCCGAACCGAGCCGCGUCGGCCCCGAGGCCACGGCUCAAGGUUGUUUACACCAACAUUUUGGCGCUAGAAGGAGGGCCCGGAAUGUCCGGUGAUCACCCGAGCGGCUCAGACGAGCCCACGGCUGACAGGUCGCACCCGACUGAAGCCUUAAGGGAACAUCCCUCGCACGGAGGCCAUCGUGACGAACACCCCGCCACGACCUCCGAACGAUACUGGCAAAUAUUCAACGACCCGGGUUUGUCGCCGCUCGACGGCGCCCCCGUCGACUCGACACCCGUGUCACCCGAGGCCUUUCAAGACCUCGCCCGUCAAGUCCGAGCUCUGAUGGAUGUGGUGCAAACCAUCAUCCCGCUCAUUCCUCAACCGGCGCACCCACCCGCAGUCCAACCACUGCGACAAUACGAACCUCCCGUUCGGGCCCACACGACACUUCCGGAGCCCCCCACUUCACCUCGGGUCCGACCGACCGCACUCGGGGAUCCAGUGAUGACAAACCCGAGCGGCCGCCCGGAACCCGAGGCACUCUCUUUGGAUUCCCUGCGGGCCCAGUUGCGCUUCGUCAGUCAGCGACUCGACGAGGUGCAGAAAGAGGUUCGCAGGUCCAAGGGAGAGCUCGAGGAGGACGCACACCAAGGGUCUCCCUUCACGCCUGAGAUACGGGAUCAGACAGUCCCCCCGGACUUCCAGCUCCCCUCUCUGGACGCUUACGAUGGCUCCACCGACCCGGCGGACCAUGUAGCCGCUUUUCGUGCCCAAAUGGCGCUAUGCGGAACCUCUAAUGCCUUGAUGUGCAGAGCGUUCCCUACCACUCUGAGAGGGCCGGCCCACGCGUGGUACGACGCCUUAAAGACCGGAACGAUCGCUUCCUUCGACUAGCUCGUCAAGGACUUCGAGCUCCACUUCGUGGCCUAUGCACGACCGAAGCCUUCUGCGACACUGCUCUUCGGACUCAAACAAAGGGAGGACGAGCCCCUCUCCCAUUUUGUGGAUCGUUUUGCCAUGCAAAUCUGGGGCCUGCUGGACACUCACCCCUCUCUGUUAGUGCAGGCGUUUAUGAUAGGCCUGCGACCUUCCAGAUUCCUCUGGUCCCUCGCGGAGCAACCUCCCACCACGGUGCCAGAGAUGCUCCAGCGUGCUAAUCGGCAUAUCGCGACGGAGGCCUGGGCGGCCAUGAGGAGAAGCGACGGCCCCCGAUCGCAGGCUCCAUAAGAGAGGUCAAGCACCCGUGGGGGCUACCCGAUGUAGUCCUCAUGAAAAGAAAUCUAAGCCAUGCCUCAGCCUCUUUCGAGCCAAGGUUCAGUAUCUACCCGACCCCCUCUCAGCUCGUGGUUAGCCCCGGCUUAAAAUCUUUUGAAUCUACACGGCUCGGCCAUAGACUGCCGAGCCCACCUUAGCGCGACCUUCCCGCCUGAGCCGCACCCCCUCGGCCAUAGACUGCCGAGUCCAUCUAAGGGCGGCCUGCCCACCUAAGUUGCAUCUCUCGGCCACAGACCGCCGAGUCCACCUCAGCGCGGCCUGCCCGCCUGAGCCGUGCCUCUCGACCUGUGCCACGCCCCUCGGCCUGAGCCAUGUCCCUCGGCCAUAGACCGACCGAGUCCGAUGGCCCGAGCCAAGUCCUUCGGCCCGAGACCACACCUGCGCGGCCUGCCCGCCUGCGUCGUGCUACUCGGUCGCAUGUUGCCCGAGACCACACCUGCGCGGCUUGCCCGCCUACGUCGUGCUACUCGGCUGCAUGUUGCCCGAGACCACACCUACGCGGCUUGCCCGCCUGCGUCGUGCUACUCGGCCGCAUGAUGCCCGAGACCACACCUGCGCGGCCUGCUCGCUUACGUCGUGCUCCUCGAAUCAUGCCCCCGAGACACCUGUGCGGCCAGCCCGCCUGCGUCGUGUUCCUCGGCUUCAUGCCCUCGAGACACACCUACGCGGCCAGCCCGCUUGCGUCGUGCUCCUCGGAUCAUGCCCCCGGCUUCAUGCCCCCGAGACACACCUGCGCGGCCAGCCCGCCUGCAUCGUGCUCCUCGGAUCAUGCCCUCAACUUCAUGCCCCCGAGACACACCUGCGUGGCCAGCCCGCCUGCGUCGUGCUACUCGGCUUCAUGCCCUCGAGACACACCCGCGUGGCCAUAGACUGCCGAGCCCACCUUAGCGCGGCCUUCCCGCCUGAGCCGCACCCCCUCGGCCAUAGACUGCCGAGUCCAUCUAAGGGCGGCCUGCUCACCUGAGUUGCAUCUCUCGGCCAUAGACCGCCGAGUCCACCUCAGCGCGGCCUGCCCGCUUGAGCCGUGCCUCUCGACCUGUGCCACGCCCCUCGGCCUGAGCCAUGUCCCUCGGCCAUAGACCGACCGAGUCCCACGGCCCGAGCCAUGUCCUUCGGCCCGAGACCACACCUGCGCGACCUGCCCGCUUGCGUCGUGCUACUCGGUCGCAUGUUGCCCGAGACCACACCUGCGCGGCCUGCCCGCCUAUGUCGUGCUACUCGGCCGCAUGUUGCCCGAGACCACACAUACGCGGCUUGCCCGCCUGCGUCGUGCUACUCGACCGCAUGAUGCUCGAGACCACACCUACGCGGCCUGCUCGCUUACGUCGUGCUCCUCGAAUCAUGCCCCCGAGACACACCUGUGCGGCCAGCCAGCCUGCGUCGUGUUCCUCGGCUUCAUGCCCCCGAGACACACCUACGCGGCCAGCCCGCCUGCGUCGUGCUCCUCGGAUCAUGCCCCCGGCUUCAUGCCCCCGAGACACACCUGCGCGGCCAGCCCGCCUGCGUCGUGCUCCUCGGAUCAUGCCGUCGACUUCAUGCCCCCGAGACACACCUGCGUGGCCAGCCCGCCUGCGUCGUGCUACUCGGCUUCAUGCCCCCGAGACACACCCGUGCGGCCAGCCCGCCUGCGUCGUGCUCCUCGGCUUCAUGCCCCCGAGACACACCUGCGCGGUCAGCCCGCCUGCGUCGUGCUCCUCGGCUUCAUGCCCCCGAGACACACCUGCGCGGCCAGCCCGCCUGCGUCGUGCUCCUCGGAUCAUGCCCCCGAGACACACCUGCGCGGCCCGCCCGCCUGCGUCGUGCUCCUCGGAUCAUGCCCUCGGCUUCAUGUCCCCGAGACACACUUGCGCGGCCCGCUCGCCUGCGUCAUGCUCCUCGGCUUCAUGCCCCCGAGACACACCUACGCGGCCCGCCCGCCUGCGUCGUGCUCCUCGGCUUCAUGCCCCCGAGACACACCUGCGUGGCCCGCCCGCCUGCGCCGUGCUCCUCGGCUUCAUGCCCCCGAGACACACCUGCACGGCCAGCCUUCCUGCAUCGUGCUCCUCGACUUCAUGCCCCCGAGACACACUUGCGCGGCCAGCCCGCCUGCGUCGUGCUCCUCGGCUACACGCCCCCCGAGACUGCGCCUGCGUGGCCAGUCGUCUGAAAGCUGAAGCCAUGCUUCGGAUUCCCGUUACAACGACCGACGCAUAGCUUCUUUCCGAGGGGGAAUAUAAUGAGGAUAGUAAUUACGAUAAGACUCGGCUGACGUCAACCGAUGCCUUACGCUUCGAUCGGCGCGACAGCACCCGGUCAAACGGACCAGAACAUCGUCUGAGGCGCAUUAAUGCCUACUCAGGCUCGGUUCUUCACGCUACGCCAACGCUAAUGUCAGACGCUACCAGCCUGCCCCCUACAAUCGGGCACAUCAAACAACAGUAAGCUUCUAUAUAAAUACCCUCUCGUUCAUCAGGAGGACGGGGAGAGACAAAAACAUUUCUUCAUCUGAAACCCCCUCCACAUCAUCUGACUUAAUCGUCGGAGGGGUCGGGCCGAGCACCCCGGCCCGACCUUUAUGCAGGUGCGAAGCCGAAGGUCCCCGCCGGACGCGCAGGCGAGGAGUUCCUGCUCGGAGGAACAGGCGACCCCGUCCUGAUCGGACACCGCACGCGACCACCUCGGCGGGCUCGAGUGACGCCCCAGGGAGAUUCCCGUCGUCCGGACCCGAAUCGAGCCGCGUCGGCCCCGAGGCCACGGCUCAAGGUUGUUUACACCAACACUAGCACAAGCUAAAUUUGGUGUUUUAAAAUCUUAUAACCCAUAUAAGAGGCAUGCAGCUUGGGUAGAGUUUUUACAAUCUUGUAACUUUACAAUCAAGCACAAAUCUGGUGUUUAAAAUGUAGUUGCUGACGUAUUGAGUAUAAAGCAUUCUUUAUUAUCAACAAUGGAAGUCAAAGUGGUUGGAUUUGAAACAUUCAAAGAUCUCUAUGAGAGUGAUGUAGAUUUCGGCUCGAUAUGACAUUUUUGCAAAUCAGGUUCCUUUCAACAAUUUUCUAUCUUUGAUGGUUUUCUUUUUUGAGCUAAUGCUUUAUGUGUUCCCUCUUGUUCUUUGAGGCAAGUAAUUCUAGCUGAAGCUCAUGGUGGUGUUUUCGGUGGAUAUUUUGGUAGAGACAAGACUCUAGCUCUUAUUCAAUCAAACUUCUAUUGGCCUAAGAUGUUUAGAGAUGUGGAAAGACAUGUAAAGUAAUGCCGAAUGUGUCAUUUGGCAAAAACAAGAAGUCAAAAUUCUGGAUUGUACACUCCAUUGCCUGUGCUAGUUGGCUCCAUGGGAGGAAGUGAGUCUUGAUUUCGUUUUGGGACUACUAAGAAUUCAAAGGAACAAGGAUUUUAUCAUGGUUGUUGUUAACAGAUUUUUAAAAAUAUCUCACUUUGUUCCCUGUAAUAAAUCGAAUGAUGCAUCUCAUAUUGCUGAUUUAUAUUUUAAGGAGAUUGUUAAAUUGCAUGGUAUUCCAAGAACUAUGGUGUCUGAUCGAGAUUCAAAAUUUCUUAGUUAUUUUUGGAGAACUCUUUAGAGGAAACUAGGUACUUCUUUGAAUUUCAGCAGCUCGCAUCAUCUACAAAUCGAUGGGCAAACGGAGGUAAUGAACAGAAGCUUGAGAAAUAUGCUUAGAAGCUAUAUUGGCAAGAAUAUUAAGCAGUGGGAUCUCAUUCUUCCACAAAUUGAGUUUGCCUACAAUCGUUCUAUCCAUUAUAGUGUCGGUAAGAGUCAUUUUGAGGUUGUUUAUAGUGCUAAUCCUAUUGGUCCUUUGGACUUUGUCCCUCAUUCGACAACUAAGCAAUUUAAUGGAGAUGCUGAUGAGAGAGCAAAGUAGAUAAAGAAGCUAGAUGAGGGUAUUAAAGCAAACAUAGAAAAGCAAAAUGAGAGAUACAUGGAAGCUGCCAAUAAACACAAAAAACAUAUGGAGUUUAAUGUUGGUGAUUUGGUCUGGAUUCAUCUAAGAAAGGAGAGGUUUCCACCGGGCAUAUUUGGAAAAUUAAAAUCAAAGGCUGAUGGUCCAUUCAAGGUGCUUAAGAAAAUUAGUAAAAAUACAUGUAAAAAUACCUAUUGAUUACGGAGUGUCCCCAACAUUUAAUAUUGCUGAUUUACGUCCUUUUCACAAUCAAGUUGACGAAACAAAUAAGGACUUGAGGACAAGUCUUUUUCAACCAGGGGAGAUUGACACGGGAGUGUCUAAUUUGAUACAAUUUGCUCAUAUGGACCUUGCUGAUGCUAUGAUAUUUUUUUCAUCCAAUAUUAUUGCCUCAUAGUCUUCAACUUAGCCCACUCAAAUAUGACAGCUCAUCAGUAUAUUCCCUGUAGAAAGUUAAAGCUAUUACAAGAUGCUUUUCUUCAUGAUCAAGGAAUGUAUUAAAGGAGUUAGUUAGCAAUUGUAAAACACUUAAUUUCGAAAUUCCCUAUGCAUGAAGGGUUGUUUCAUGCACUAGUAUUUAUUUUGGUGUUUAGGGCUUAGAAAGAACUUUAGAAACUGAUGAUAUCUUGGCAGAAGAUCUCUUGGAGAACUCCCUCUGUAUCUCUUGGAUGUGUCCUUGAGUGGUGAGUCUUUUGAUUUCUGUUCUAUAUCCUCGUUUAUAAUCCUUGGAGUGGUGAAUUUCUGUAUCCCUUUGUGAUUUUAACUUGGUGGUGAACUAUUUUUCGAUCUUAUUUAAGUUUUAUCGUGAGUUCGUGCCUUUUUUAUCCAAAACACUCGUUCCAACAAAUACAACUGUACUACGACUUUUCUUCAGGAGUUCGUUCCUUGUCUACUGUGACAUUUUCUAUCUGAAAAACUGUUCCAUCGGUGUUCUGUCGAAAUCCAUUCUAUAUUUUACCCUCCCCGGUAUCAAACGCUUUUGCCAUUCUGUCCCUGUCGAAUUUAAUCUGUUUUUGUGUUGUCACAAUUAGGAAAUCACCAUUGACAAUAUUGUUUAGAUUAUAAACUGGCCUUUUGGAAUCAAUAUGGAUUUAGCGCUAUGUUCAUUCUUAAUAUGUAAUAUGAUAACCAUAGGUUUCUGUUUUCCUUUCAUUUCCAGUCAUUGUCUUCACAUCCCUUCUGUAACAGUUAGGACCUCUUGUUCCUUCUAUUGCUACACAAAAGGGUUCUCAAAAUUUUGCUUCCCUUUUGUUAUUUUGAAUGAACAAGAACGAAUUCUUAUAUAUUGUAUAUGCUUUACUUAUCUCUGGCACAGGAAAAACAACAUUUGUGAAGAGGCAUCUUACUGGUGAAUUUUAGAAGAAGUAUGAGUGUAAGUAUCAUGGAAGUUGCCACAUCUUGGAUAUACUUAUUUUUUAGCCACUAUCGGUGUUGAGGUCCACCCGUUGGAUUUCUUCACAAAAUGUGGGAAGAUCCGGUUCUAUUGCUGGGAUACGGCUGGUCAGGAGAACUUUUGUGGUCUUCGUGAUGGAUACCACAUCCAUGGUCAAUGUGCUAUUAUCGUGUUUGAUGUCACAGCCAGGUUAACAUACGAAAAUGUUCCAACUUGGCACCGGGAUUUAUGCAGGUUCUACGAAAAUAUUCCUAUUGUUCUUUGUGGCAACAAGGUUGAUGUGAAAAACAGGUAGGUUAAAGCAAAGCAAGUUACAUUCCACAGGAAGAAGAGCCUCCAAUACUAUGAGAUUUCUGCAAAGAGCAAUUACAACUUUGAGAAGUCCUUCCUUUAUCUUGCUAGAAAACUCGCAGGGGACCCAAGCCUUCACUUUGUAGAGUCACCUGCUCUUGCACCUCCGGAACUUCAGAUCGACCUGGCUGCACAGCAAACAGAUAAUGUCAACCAUCGAACCUAUUCUAUCCACAUCUAUUUCAGGCAUGAAGCAGAGUUGGCUGCUGCUGCUGUGCAGCCUCUUCCCGACGACGAUGAUGAUGAUGAUGAUGAUGAUGAUGAUGACGACGAUGACGUUAACGAUGUAUUUGACUAGGAUAUCUUAGGUCAAGUCGCAGCGAGGUCUCACAAAGAGUCAUGUAAGUUAUCCAUUUUUGGGUUUUGUCUCGAGUCAUUUCGGUUCAACGUGCCAAGGGGUUGGAACUUUCGAUAUUUUUCAUUUUCCAAGUAUGGAUAAUAGUUUGCAUAAUUGAUUCAAGAAUUUUUUUUUUCCACCUUUGACGUGGAUCAAAUUUAUUAACGAGUCA